AUGAGAGGCACACGGAACAGCAUAGUGCCCACCUUCGAGAGAGGAGGGCAGUGUGAACCAGGUUCCGACGGAGGGUAUUCCUGCGAAGGAGAGUCUGAGUUGAGAGACUGCAGGGCCGACGGAGGGAGUAGAUCUCCUCAGAAGGCAGCUGAGACAGCAGUACUGGGUCACAAUGCGGAGGGCACGGAGAAACAGCGAGGUGCAACCCUCUCUCACAUGAUUCAAGCGCAUGCGUCGUAUAAGAACGGCUAUAAAAGUGUAAAAUGUUACCAGAACGUCAACAAAAGACGGGCUGCAUGCGUGAGAGCCGCACAUCGACGAGGAUUGGUAUUGCUGUCAAUACAUCUGCGGGCGUGGAUUAUGGGCGCCGCGUUCCCUCAGUGGGCGUGUGGCGUAGAAGCGAUCGUGGUGUGUCUGCUUCUAUUAACGCAGCCUGUCUUGAGCAAAAGGCCAGCAUGGUGGAGCGAAGCGGAGGUGGGAUCUCUGGCCGCCAACCCACUGAAGUUCAAGUUCGCUCGCGCCCCUCACCUUCGGGUCGCCGCCGAGUCGUGGCCUCCGCACGUGCAGGUGGAGGAGGUCGAGGCCGAGGGAGGUCAGAAGGUCACGAGAGCAGCCGGGCCGAUGGCGAACUUCCUUGACGUUCUCGCGAAGUCCUUGAAUUUUACGUACACUGUGGUACUUGGAGACGGGUACUGGGGCGCCCCCGACGCCAAUGGUACAUGGAAUGGGAUGAUUGGAAUGUUGCUGAGGGAGAAGGCGGACUUCGGCUUGGGACCGUUCGGGAUGACGCACGCCCGGAGCGCGGUGGUGGACUUCACAAUGCCCAUCUUCAGAGAGGUCCUGCACAUCUUGGUAUCCCGACCCCGGCCAGAACCCGACCCCUGGGGCUUCCUCGCCCCCCUGGCGUGGCACGUCUGGGUGGCACUGGCGCUGUCUUGCCUUAUGGUCACUGCUGUGGCUGUGGCUGUGGUGGGGACCCUUGGCUUCGGCGGCCCCUCGAGUGUCCAGCAGCAUCUGUGGGCUUGUUACGGGAUCUUCCUCUCACAGACUCUCACGUGGGUGCCAACUGGCUUGUCGCUCCGGGUUACCAUCUGGCUUUGGCUUACCGCCGUCCUGGUCGUGAUGCGCAGUUACAGCGGUGCUUUGACUUCCCUGUUGGCUGUGAGGACGGUGCCCAUCAAGUACGACUCCCUGGAUGAUGUGCUGAGGGAUUCUAGCAUCAAAUUGCUCCUGGAGGGAUCCACUGCUCUUACCGGCCACCUGCAGACGGCGAAGGAGGGUGUUUACGGACAGCUCGCCGAUGCCGUUCGGACGCGUGGCAGGACGAUCCGAGCGAGCAGGAUGCAGGAGGAAGCCUACGCCCACAUCCCCGACGGCCGCCACGCCAUGUUUCUGGAGGCUGUGGGCUGCAAUAAAGUGUACUCGGACCACUUCAGCAGGACAGGGCAGUGUGACUUCUACAUGUCGCGAGGAGUGUUCUGGCCUCUCUUCUACGCUCUUGUUGUGCCCAAGGAUAGUCCUCUCCGGGAACUCAUCGACGCUAGGAUCUUAGCUCUACGGGAAUUUGGCAUUUACGAGCGCUGGGCACUGGAUCAGGUGGCCAACAGGACUCACUGUCUCAAGCUUCCCACAAAACUCAAACUUCAGGAACCUUACAACCUGAUAGGUCUUUGGGCUGUCUUUGCUCUCUUCGGAAUCGGCAUGGCAAUCGCUGUCGUCGUUUUAGGCCUCGAGCUCAUCGUCAGCUCGCUCGGUUUUCAGGAGAGAGGCUAAGGAGGAGCGACAAUCAUGUUGACAAAUGUAAAGGAGGCUACGGCAGAUUUCACACGGGCGUCGACCAGGCAGUGGGAUAAAUCAGCGAGGACUUGAGAUCACGGUUUCCUUCUCUGUCUCUUUAGGGCUUUCUCUGUACGA
Messenger RNA from Penaeus vannamei (Pacific white shrimp), 1914 nucleotides. NCBI's taxonomy places the organism in Eukaryota, Metazoa, Arthropoda, Malacostraca, Decapoda, Penaeidae. The record is from RefSeq and is a predicted model, not a curated record.